Limanda limanda (common dab) is the source of this 3005-nucleotide messenger RNA. RefSeq names its product kelch domain containing 2 (gene klhdc2). The record is from RefSeq and is a predicted model, not a curated record. Lineage: Eukaryota; Metazoa; Chordata; Actinopteri; Pleuronectiformes; Pleuronectidae. Bases 93 to 1451 code for a protein of 452 amino acids. Gene Ontology annotation, molecular function: protein binding. The transcript has 14 exons.
CCUCACACCAAUGGCGAACUACUUUUGAAAUUCAGAGCAAACAAACAUCUGACGAGUGGAAAUAACGACAGGAGGAGACAGGAGACAGUGACAUGGCUGAGAUGGAGGAAGACGUUGGGGAUUUGCCAGCCAGGGAGGACGACAACGACUCAGACAGGGAUGAAGACGACAGGCUGUUUGCUUGGAUGGUCAACGACGACAUGGAUGAGGAAGAGGAGGAGGAGGAGGAAGAAGAAGAAGAGGAGGAGGUGGAGGAGGUGGUGGACGAGCAGCCCUUAGACAUCGAGGCGUCUGAGUCGUUUGAGCUGGACACACCGGCUGAGCGCAGCGGUCACAUAGCAGUUGUUGACAGGAAUGUCAUGUACGUGUGGGGGGGUUACAAGAAUGCCCAAAACCACGGAUUCUUUGACUUGUAUCUGCCGAGAAGUGAAAUCUGGACAUACAACAUGGAGUCAGGUGUAUGGACAAAGCAUGUAGCCGGAGGGAACCUACACACAUCCAUGUCGGGCAGCUGCGGGGUGUGUGUCGAUGGAGUCCUCUACCUAUUCGGAGGUCAUCAUGCCAGGGGAAACACAAACAGGAUCUACCGCCUGCCCCUGAGAGCUCCCAGCCUUGUGUGGGAGGAAAUGACAGAUCUUAAAGGCUCCCCUCCGUCGUCCAAGGACAAGUUAGGCUGCUGGGUUCAGAAAAACAGGCUCAUAUUCUUUGGGGGCUAUGGCUACGUUGUGCAGGGACCUCAUCGAGGGACGUUUGAAUACGAUGAAUCGUCUUCUCUCGUGUGGGACAGCCCCGGGCGAGGUUGGAACAAUCACAUUCAUAUCUUGGACCUGGAGACAUUGACAUGGAGUCAGCCCAUAACCACGGGGAACGCUCCAUCACCCAGAGCAGCUCAUGCCUGUGCCACAGUUGGUAACAGAGGUUAUGUGUUCGGGGGACGAUUCAAGAACUUCCGACUAAACGACCUGCACUACAUUAAUCUGGACACGUGGGAGUGGCAUGAAAUGAACAUUGCCCAGCAGUGUCCCGUGGGCCGGUCCUGGCACUCCUUCACCCCUGUGUCAUCGGACCACAUCUUCCUAUUCGGAGGCUUCACCACAGAGAGAGAGACACUGAGUGACGCCUGGCUUUACUCUGUGAGCAAGAACGAGUGGAAGCCUUUCAAACACGGCCAUGCACAGAGUCCCAGGCUGUGGCACACGGCUUGCUCUGGUCCUGAUGGGGAGGUGUUUGUGUUUGGAGGUUGUGCCAACAACCUGUUGUCUCAUCACAGAGCUGCUCACAGCAACGAGCUACUGGUUUUCAAUGUUCAACCCAAAUCGCUAGUUGGGUUCUGUAUGGAGGCCAUUCUGCAGCACAGGGAGCGAUUAUCCAGUUACUGGGACUGUCUCCCCAAACCCAUCCUGCACAGCCUCAAACAGAGAAUGGCACGCGUCAACACACUGGGCUCUUAGACCAAGAGGAAGCUUACAAUCGAACCCUGAGCAGUACAAGAGGAAGUGUAUGUAUGUAUGGAAGAGAUGAUUGUUUCUCUCAGAGCAGGUGGUCCUACCUGAACAUUAGUUUAACGUGUGUUUGGACACUUGCGUACAUGAAACUAAAUCCUAAAGCAAUAGUGAGCAGCUGUGGACUUGCACACUAAGGUCGAAGCUUCUUCUGUUUCUUACCCUGUAACUGUCAUGAAGCCAGUAGAACUGUCAGUGGAGGAGCAGAGCUUGUGAGGUUCCGCCCGUCAGUGCAGCAUGAACUGUUCUGUUCUCUUUGGACAUCAACAUUUUCAUCACUUCAACAAAAGGCUAAAUAUUGGCAUAAUAUUCUGUCCAUAUUAUUACAUAAACGUCUCUACUACUGUAGUGGAUGAGUAAAUGUUACAAAGGUAAUUCUAUUGUAGCCAAGCACUACAAUUAACAGGCUUAAACAGAGGUGUUAAAUCUUAAAAAAGUCAUAAGUCAUAAGAUUUCUGGGGGAUGAUGGAGAUACUGAUAUGUGGGAGAGAAAAAAUUCCAAUAUUUGGGCAAAAAUCUUAGAUGACAUUAUCCAAACCGUAUCACAAAGCUAUUUCACCAUAGCUUGUUUGACCAUAAACGUUAUUAUAAAUAACUAUAAAUAAAUACUUGUGCAUUUAGUUAAACUAAAGUUUUCAUAUAACAAACACACACACAUACCGAUGUGUCUAAAAGGCUCCUAUCAGCCUGUAGUAUUGGCCAGCUGAUAAACCAGUGAAGUUUCCUAGUAGUAGAUACCGGUUUAUCUCAUAAUACGGACAGAUGAACCAAUCAUGUAUUAACAAUUUCAGAGAGACCACUGGAAGACAGAGGAAAAUACAUUGUUCUGACGGAGUGAAGAAAAAUAGAGUUUGUGAAGGAGGCAGAACUUCAGCUUUGUUUUAGAAACGUCAUUUUCUCCUGAAGGUCAGUGUGCAUGUUGCGGUUUACCCGAGAAUCUGAUUCUUUAGAAGAUCAACACAACAAAGCCAGUAAGAUUUUACAACAGUGACUUCCAUUGGUCUUUCUCUAACGCCAACUUCAAACGUCUCCAUUGUCUAAACACUACUUUCUGUGGUGCAAAGGCCUAAAACAGUUGCUUUGAGUCAGUUUCUGAAAUGGUUCCUAUAACUAAUGUCUGUCACAGUAUGGAGUUCUUACAGACCUAAAACUACUGCUAUGUGCUACACGAGCUCAUCUAUUCUGGGUGUUAACUAAGUUUGUAUUUGUAUAUACAGUUAUUUAUAUAAUUGUGAGGAAGUGUGUGGUUCUGUGGUCUGAAAAUGGCUUUUAAAAGCCUUUCAAUCAAGUGGCUCCUGUAGUGUUGAAUCUUAUUAAAAUCAAUAACUUAAUAUACUGAAAGUACAGUGGAUGUUUGGCCACGAUGCACUGAAAUGCCUCUUGUGAGUCGGGCUGUGUAUUCGCCCACUUUGCACAAUGUUCCCUUUGUGUGUUUUUUUAAUUGUAGGAUUCAAUGAAGAGUGUUAACUUUGUAUUCAAAGAAAUAAACACAUACAAAAGGUU